AGUGCUGCAGUGGUCUGGGCAUGUCCAGCCAUAACCAUCUUUCUCUGAGAUCAUACAGAACUUGUUUUUCACAAAGCUUUCUUGUUAUAGAAUAUUCUGUUUUUGUCAGAUUUUAAAAGUUACACAUUUGCAAUUUUUAAAGUAUCCAUGGCUACUGUUUGUUGGAUCAUGCUUGUGUUUCUCUGCCAGACUGGUUCUGUAUCAGCCUCUGCAGAAGGUCAGAAAAUCUCUGCUGUAAUUGGAGAGGAUGUUAUUCUACCAUGUGAGGCAAAACAAUACCUACCCUUUGAACUUGUGGAAUGGAGCAAAGCUGGUCCAAUCACACAGUAUUUACUUGUUUUUAGAGAUUAUGAUUCAAGAGUCGAGAUCCCACAGCAAAGGUACAAGAGUCGAGUAAAGCUGAAGGACCUACAGAAUGGAGAUGUGUCUCUGAUCUUGAAGAACCUGAAGGCUGAGGAUAGAGGAUUAUAUGAGUGUUAUGUUGUUGGAAAACCGAACCGCAAGAAGAGGGACAUCCAACCAAUUAGCAAGAUCUACCUGGAUGUUCUUCCUCCUUCUCCAGGGAACAAUCAUCGAAACAAUGACGAUGAAGCGAACACGGAUGGAAAGGACACACCUCUAAACAGUCAAAAAGAAAUGAUGGUUGUUGUGGCUCUUACAGUUGUGUUUGGUAUAACUCCGUUCAUUCUUUCGCUGAUUGUUGGUUUCAGAGCAGUAUACUGUUGUUAGCGCUGUUCUUUAUUCCAUGAAAGAAUUGUCUCAAAGUAAUGCAAAUAAGGGAAGGUUCAGAAACACUUUUUUUAUAUAUUGAGUGAAAGUAUUGUUGUUGUCAAUACCUUAUGGAUUCAGAAAAAUGAGACAUCUUAAAUUGUAUGAAAGAAUAUUGACAUUAAACUGUUUUGCAUGUUGGAAAAGAUCAAUACUCUUACAAGGAGUGUGCAGGUCAGCUGGCUGGAGUCCUUACAGACAUUUUCAACACCUCACUCGACCGACCCCGUAGUGCCAGCAUACUUCAAGUGUUCCACCAUCGUUCCGGUCCAUUUAAAGCCCCAGGUCACCUCAUUUAAUGACUACCGAUCUGUCGCACUGACUCCCAUCAUGAUUAAAUGUUUUGAAAGGCUGGUUAAAAAACAAAUCGUCUCCAGUAUCCUCCCAACUUUGGACCCCUUCCAGUUCGCCUACAGACGGAACCGCUCCACUGAGGACGCCAUCUCCUCUGAUCUUCACCUGAGCCAUGUGGAUGCUGUUCCUGGACUUCAGAUCAGCUUUCAACACCGUCAUCCCACAGCAUCUGAUAGAAAAUGAGGACUGUUAGCUAAAACAACUGAAGCACAAAAAAUAAACAUUUUAACAGCCGACUGAACCAUUAAAGGUACAAUUUUCUGAGCAGGAAGGAUUAAAUUCUGCAGAGGACAUAUCUGCAUGUUUAACUCAGUUAUUGAUUUUCUAGGAAGACAUUUGCAUGAUAGGAAAACCUGGAGUUUAAAAUAAAUUAUUAUCUCCUGUCCUAAGAAAGUACUGAUUGUGCAGCCUAAUUUGCCCAGGCUGAGCUCAUUCUGCUGGCUGUUAUCAUGGUUUAAUUCUAUAUUUGUUCUACCAGAGGAUGUUUCAGCCACUUUUUCUCUACUCAACAUCUCUUUAAUUAAUGAAGUAAGCAUUCAGCCAGUAUAUCUGUGUGCACUUUGAAUGUUUUAUGAAUGCAACUUCUAAGAAGAGUAACAGAAUAAAAAGAUAAGGGCUGGAAUCAAGUUACAGAUGUAGAGUUUCACCUUUAUUAAUGUAUGAAAUUAGUCAAAGAUACCAAGAAAACUAUAACAAGACAAAAUAUGAGGUGGAUCCUGCAAUAAAUAAAUAAUUUAUAAGACAACUCAGGUUCUGGAGUUGUUCUCAGAAGCUCUCCUCCUGUUCAUCUCCUCAGAGGUUGGUGUGGUUCUAAGUCUUAGUGGAGCAGAGCUGCAGAUGAUGAACUGGAUCCAAACAUCUACCAAUGUUUCCAGAAGGAGCUGAGAUGCUACAGGGUGAAAGAUC
Molecule: messenger RNA, 2028 nt
Organism: Cyprinodon tularosa
Lineage: Eukaryota; Metazoa; Chordata; Actinopteri; Cyprinodontiformes; Cyprinodontidae
Product: butyrophilin-like protein 1
Exons: 3
Coding region: 148-729 (193 amino acids)
Biological process (GO): cellular response to lipopolysaccharide; cell surface receptor signaling pathway; negative regulation of T cell proliferation
Cellular component (GO): external side of plasma membrane
Source: RefSeq, a predicted model, not a curated record